Molecule: messenger RNA, 2601 nt
Organism: Cydia amplana
Lineage: Eukaryota; Metazoa; Arthropoda; Insecta; Lepidoptera; Tortricidae
Exons: 3
Coding region: 1-2601 (866 amino acids)
Biological process (GO): DNA integration
Molecular function (GO): nucleic acid binding; zinc ion binding
Source: RefSeq, a predicted model, not a curated record
AUGCCACCGCAUGGUGAUGAGGUUAUUGAUAAUGUUACACCACCGGUUGCGAACACGCUGGGUGCUUCGACGACAGCGACAAGUACGUCGACGCUAAUGUUGGGUGGCGCAGGCGUGAUGGAGAAGCUUGAGGGUGCUGGCAAUUUUCUAAGUUGGAAAUUCACUAUGAAAAUGAUGCUCACACUGGAAGGAUUGUGGGACCUCAUUGUGAGAUUGGAUGAUACGCCGCUCACGGGCUCUGAUGUCGUGCGCGAUCAGCGCGCGCUGGCCCGUCUGUGCUUAGGCUUAAAACCUGGGUUGUACCAAUAUGUUCGAGACGCCAAAUCAGCAAAAGACGCUUGGAAGAAGUUGUCCGACGUUUUUGAGGAUCGCGGCCUGUAUAGGCGCGUACUACUCUUAAGACAGCUGCACCGUAUUGAAUUUUCGCACUUUAGUUCAAUGUCUUCAUAUAUUGAGAAAGUUAUGUCUCUUGUACACCAGUUGUCAGACAUAGAGAAGACCGUUGAAGACGAAGAAAUUGCAGAAAUACUGUUAAGUGGAUUGCCACCAGAAUAUGACUCGCUUGUUAGUAACCUAGAGACCCUGUGUUUGACAUCCAAACUUUCUAGCGAGGUAGUGAGAACUAGGCUGUUACAAGAAGAGCAGAGGAAGGACUCCAUGAAUGCGUCUUCGACUUCGACUACUUCAGCGUUUGUAAGCAAGAAACAGAUCACAUGCAAAUAUUGUGGGAAACCAGGACAUGUGAAGGCUAAAUGCUUUAAGCUGCGACGUGAGAAGAUGGCGAAGAAGAGGGACAACAAGGAUCAACAUGCCUCUGCCUACCUAGCCCAUGCUGCUGCCGCUGAAUUGUUUUUGGACUCGGGUUCAUCAAAUCACUUAGUGAAGGACAAGGAGUUACUGUGCAAUCUUAAGGACACUAGUGCGCAAUCAAUAUCAACAGCAAAUAAACAACAGAUGACCAGUACGAGCGCAGGAGAGCUGAACCUCGUUAUGAACAAUAAGGGUGAUGCUUAUGACAAGUGUGAAGCUUGUCUUAAGGGGAAGAUGGCCACCAAGCCUUUCCCUAAAGCCAGCUCAAGCAGGACUACCCAACCGCUGCAGCUCAUACAUAGUGACGUUUGUGGACCAUUACCAGAGGCAAGCUGGGGUGGGGCGCGUUACCUGGUCACCUUUACCGAUGACUUCACAAGGAAGACCUUUGGAUACCUCAUGAAGAACAAAUCGCAGGUAAUGUCCUAUUUUAUUCAAUUUAAAGCCUUAGUAGAAAAGCAACUAAAUUUGCCUAUUAAAUGCUUACGUUCAGAUAAUGGUAAAGAAUACUGUAAUUUAAAUUUUACUGAGUAUUUGCAAAAACAUGGUAUAAUUCACCAAACCACAGUUCCUUAUUCGUCUUCCCAGAAUGGUACGGCGGAGAGAGCAUUUCGUACUUUAUUUGAAAAAGCGCGCUGCAUGUUACAGCAUGCGUCCUUGGAAAAGCGUUUUUGGGGAGAGGCCAUCAUGGCAGCCAUAUAUUUAAAAAAUAGGUCUCCCACAACUGCUUUGUCCGGACGCAUUCCUGAAGAAGUUUGGUCUGGGUCUAAGGUGGACCUCAGCCAUCUCAGGGUGUUUGGCUGUAUGGCUUAUUCGCUUGUUCCUAAAAAUAAAAGGGAUAAGCUAGACGCUAAGGGGAAGGAAUAUAUAUUUGUAGGUUACAGUGAGACUUCUAAGGGAUAUCGACUAGCUGAUCCCUUAUGUCCUACUAAGGUGAUUAUCUCUCGAAAUGUAGCAUUUAUUGAGAACAAGUUCAGAGGUUCCUAUCCUCAACCUUCAGAAGCUGACAGCGAAGAGCAAAUAAAUAUUUUUAACUUUGACUGUGAUACAACAAAACAGAACUGUGAUAAAAAUAUUAAUGAAUUUAAUCCUAAUAAUAAUGAAUUAAAUUUUAAUAAUGAUCAAUUAUGUGUAAGUGAUAGUGAAAGUAAUGAUAUUAACGGAGAUAAUAUUUCAAUUUCAGAUGGCGUGUACUGUACUGGGAGUGAGGACGAGUCCGAACCCGCUGGUUUGUCUGCAAGCGAGGACGAGCUCGACCCCGCUGGGCUGCCUGCAAGGGAGCCAAGCUCCGAGCCUCUAACUUCGCCAUGCGAGACCACAGCUCGGGAUGGUGCCGCGACUGGUCCUGCGACUGUCGCUUCGCACACUGGUCGUCCAAUCCGCUCUACACGUAACGUACAACCUCCGAGAUUUUCCGACUAUGAUAUGACUGAUAACAGUUUUAUGGUCUUUGAAAAUCCUUUUAUCUCCGAACCACUUACAUACAACGAGGCGGUGAAUUCAGCUCAUAGUAAGGAGUGGCUGGAGGCCAUGACGCGUGAGUACGACGCACUAGUUGCCAACAAUGUGUGGGAGCUAGUGGAUAGACCCGUAGAUAAAAAUAUAGUUAAAUGCAAAUGGGUAUACAAAGUAAAAUAUGAUGCAUCUGUCACGUUGCCCGUUGGCAACCGGAUAAACUGGACAAGAUGGUUGUGCCAUCGAUUUGGAGGAGAAGAGACAGCAUCCAGUCUUCAAGCUGCUAGUGUAACUAAGAAACAACAAGCAUUACUGUUCCUGUGGCUACCAUCCUAA